GAUUGGUUAUAGUUGCUCCGGAGCUGACAGUAACCGGUCAAAUAUGGCGGCGUCCCAGGCAACCUCAGCUGCAGCACGAACCGCCGGAGCUGUCCGACCUCUGCUCAGCCGGGAUCUGGGGGAGGCCAAGCGGCGUGCGCGGGAGCUGUACCGGGCUUGGUACCGGGAGGUGCCCAAUACAGUCCAUGUCUUCCAACUGGAUAUAAGCGUGAAGCAGGGGCGCAACAAGGUCCGGGAAAUGUUCCAGAGGAGCGCUCAUAUUACAGACCCCAGAGUGAUUGAUAUGCUUAUUAUUAAGGGCAAGAUGGAUUUGGAAGAAACAAUCAAGGUGUGGAAGCAGAGGACACACAUUAUGCGUUAUUUCCAUGAGACAGAAACUCCGCGCCCCACAGAUUUCCUCUCCAAGUUUUACUCUGGACAAGAUCCUUAAGUGUACAAGUGCUGUGUGUUCUGUAUCCGGCUGCUAAUAAACUUCUACUUUAUAUAGUG
Bombina bombina (fire-bellied toad) is the source of this 489-nucleotide messenger RNA. RefSeq names its product NADH:ubiquinone oxidoreductase subunit A6 (gene NDUFA6). NCBI's taxonomy places the organism in Eukaryota, Metazoa, Chordata, Amphibia, Anura, Bombinatoridae. The transcript has 3 exons. Gene Ontology annotation, biological process: response to oxidative stress. The record is from RefSeq and is a predicted model, not a curated record. The coding region runs from base 44 to 430 and encodes 128 amino acids.